Messenger RNA from Penicillium argentinense, 627 nucleotides. Its product is annotated as putative RNA binding protein Pym. Bases 1 to 627 code for a protein of 208 amino acids. Gene Ontology annotation, cellular component: cytoplasm; exon-exon junction complex. The transcript has a single exon. Lineage: Eukaryota; Fungi; Ascomycota; Eurotiomycetes; Eurotiales; Aspergillaceae. The record is from RefSeq and is a predicted model, not a curated record. Gene Ontology annotation, biological process: exon-exon junction complex disassembly. Gene Ontology annotation, molecular function: RNA binding.
AUGCCCACCAAUUCCGGCAUCACCACCGACGCCACAACCGGCCAGCGCUACAUCCCCUCGUCAGUCCGCGCCGACGGCUCCACGCGCCGCGAGAUCAAGGUCAAGCCUGGCUACAAACCCCCCGAGGACGUAGAGCUCUACAGGAACCGCGGUGCCGCUGCCUGGAAAUCUCGUGGCCGUGGUGGGGUGCCGGGUGCGGAAACCGUGAGCAGCGGGGACGACAAGGAAAAGGCUGCUCAGAGUGCUACCAGCAUCAAGAACGCCAAACGCCGUGAGGCCAAGCAGAAGGCCAAGGAGAACGAAGCGGCCGACAAUGCCACUGAGAAGAAGGGCACCGACUCGGACAACUGGCGUGCGCAGGCGCCUGCCCCAACCCCGAAGAAGGAUGAACAACCCGUCGAGGACCCCGUCGACGCCGAGGCCGAGAAAGAGAAGAAGGCUCGGAACUUGAAGAAGAAACUCCGCCAGGCACGCGACCUCAAAGAGAAGAAGACCCAGGGCGAGUCCCUGCUUCCCGAGCAGCUAGAGAAGGUCAUCAAGAUCCAGGAGCUUGUACGACAGCUCGAUCUUCUCGGAUUCGACUCCAAUGGCGAGAAGAAAGAGAGUUCUGGUAAGGACAUGGUCUGA